UGCAGCGUCGGAGGAGGAGGAGCAGGAGGGCAGAAGAAGCCGGCGGGGGCCGGGACGAGACCCGGGACGAGGCCCUGAGGGGUGCGGGAGUCAUCUGGGGCCGGACCCCUGACCACAGGCACGCCCCAUGCCAGCCUCCCAGCCCGACAGGCAGCCCGGCCCCUGCCCGCCGGCCCUCGGCGCGGGCCCUGCGGCCGUGCCGGAGCGCAGCGAGACCCCGACCUGAGCCGGGCUCGGCGCCACCCCAGCCAGGGUGACAGCCCUCCGAGCAGCAUCCCCGGAGGAUGGAAGAGGAAAGAAUGCUGUGUGACUUCCUUGAGGAGGAGAACCUUACCAGUUCCAGGGAGGAGAGCACUGAAGGUGAUGUGAAGAUGUUUUGGACACAGUUGGGAGGUAGAAAAGUGGAUGUCAUAUUUGAGCAAGUGCAGAAUGUGCUGUCGUUGCUGAAGGAAAAGAUCAAGAAUGGAACUGCAACAAACCAAGAAUACUGGCAGGCUUGGGCACUGGUGAAUGAAGCCAAUCUGGGUGAUCUCUUCUCAACCCUGGAAAAUGUAAACGAUGAGUUGAAUGGAGAUGGUGCACAGGAAACCAAACUGCAGCCUCUUCUUUCAGAUGACAACGCUACAGACAUUAUAGAAUCUUCUGACAAUGAAAAAGAGGACAUGGAAGGAACCUGCUCAGGGAGUAAAGAAGCACCUAGCAAAAUUCAAGGUUUGCCUUUAAAUGUGCAGUAUCAGAACCACAAGUGCUCUAGUGCAUGUCUUGCCAACAGAGCAGUGGGCUCCUACAAGGGUGAAAAUCCUCUGAAGAUCCCAAUCCUGUUUGACUUUCAAAGACGCCAUGCAAAAGCAGACUGCCUUUCGAAGUCACUGGAUGUGAAUUACAAAGCUCCUUGCGGUCGGAGUCUGAGAAGCUUUCGAGAUGUGCGAAAUUACUUGUUUGAAACAGAGUGCAAUUUCUUAUCUGUUGAUCACUUUUCCUUCAACACAUACGUACUCUUGGGCAGGAACACCACGAAUCCCGAGCCCCUUGUGUUUGAGUUUGAUAUUAGCAACGGAGCUGAGUCUGUGCCUAUCUCCUUCUGUAACAAUCUCGACCACGCAAGACUGCCUUAUUUCAAGUAUCGGAAGUCAUCGUGGCCACGUGGAUAUUAUCUCAACAAUUUCUCCAGCCUCUUUGUUGAUUCCUGUGACUGCACAGAUGGCUGCAUUGAUAGGUCAAAAUGUGCCUGCCUACAGCUAACAGCAAGAGGCUGUAGUAAAAUGUCUCUGUCUCCAAGUAGUAAAAGAUCCCAUGGAUACCAUUACAAAAGACUGGAGGGACCUGUUCCUAGUGGGAUUUAUGAGUGCAGUGUGUUGUGCAAGUGUGACAAGCUGAUGUGUCAGAACAGAGUGGUACAGCAUGGCAUUCAAGUCAGGCUGCAAGUGUUCAACACGGAGAAGAAGGGCUGGGGCGUCCGCUGCCUGGAUGACAUCGACAAGGGGACAUUUGUUUGUACUUACUCAGGCAGAUUAAUGAGCAGAGCUGAAAUACUGGGAAAUGCUGAGCAAGAGCUGAAGGAGAAAAGUGCAGUGGAUGACAGAGGCCAUGACUUUUCUUCCAAAAAAAGAAAAUGUGGCAUUGACCGUUCAGACUCAGUGAUUGAACUAGUUCAGACUGACAGAAAUGACAUUCUUGAGAAUCAGGAAUCUUUGUCUCAGACUAAUGAUGAUGUGGAUAAUGAAAAGAAAUCAACCCUGAUUCAUCUAAAGAACUCACGUAAUGCAACUGUGAGAGGGCUUGGAACUAGAACACUUGUUUUUCGCAAUCACCAGCUAAAAAUGGUGCACAGUGCCAGCUCAGAUGAAGAUGAUAGUUCUCAGAUUCAUCAGUCAAGCAAAACAAAACUAACCAGUGGAACAAAGAAAGGAAAAGAAAAAUCCACCCAGCAGCAGGAGGAAGAACAUCUGAUGGAAGUUGGACAGACUGACUCUGCUGGUGUAGGGAGUGCAGGAUGCAAAAGAAAGAGUACGUCACUGCAGGGUGUUGACUAUGGCACGUCCACUGUUCUGGGUGACACGAGUGUUGUGAGGCCAUCCAAAAAUGCACCCCUAAAAGCUGACUGCAAAGAAAAUAGCAGGCAGCCAAAACAAGAUGCACUUUAUGAGGAGUCUGAUGAUGAUGGGAUCCUUCCCAAGAAUGCUAAUGAAGAAAAUAUUUAUGUACUGGAUGCCACAAAAGAAGGAAAUGUGGGUCGUUUUCUAAAUCAUAGCUGCUGCCCAAAUCUCUUUGCACAAAGUGUGUUUGUAGAAACUCACAACAGAAGUUUUCCAUGGGUGGCAUUCUUCACAAACAGACUUGUGAAAGCUGGAACCGAACUCACAUGGGAUUAUGGUUAUGAAGCUGGAAGCAUGCCAGAGACAGAGAUUUCCUGUCACUGUGGAGUUCAGAAGUGCAGGAAAAAAACCUUAUAGGCAAAGCUUUCCUACUGUGAUCACAUCUUGUACCUGGGGAUUUAUAUGCUGGAAGGGAUGAUUACUCAGCGAACAGCCCUCAAGUCCGUGGUGCUAAUUGCAUUCAACUAAAAUGCCUUUGAACUGAUGAUUUUUUAAAUUCACCUUUAAAUGUCACUUUUAUACAGAAUUAGAACUGUCUGUCCUAAGAACAGGCAUCAAACCUUUCCUAGGCAAUUUCUGUUCUCCUGGUCUUCCUCCUCUCUGCUUCUAGUCCACAAUCUAAGGUCAUAGUGCACUGGAAGAAUUUCUGCUCCAUGCCAUCUACAGAGACUCGACUGAUGAGAGCAACAGUUCCCUGGUGCUUUCUGUGCCCCACCACAGUGCUGGGGGUUUCAGAUUUCUGAAACUCAUUGUGAAUGCAAGACUGCUUGUCUGGGCACUAGGACUUGUUAAAAUACACCUAAGCCUGUUGGAUCCAGUGGGACAGAUAGUCCUGAACAGAGACAGAAUUAAACAGAACAGUUCUGCAGAGCUGUGUUAGUGCUACAAAAUGAGCUGGACAAGUCCUGCAGCAGCAGGAGGGAAAUGACUGGGUUUUGUUGGAUUGCACCCCUUUCGCCUUUUGUGACACACAGAGAAAUCCUUGAGAAAUCCAGUGUACCUCAUCUCAGUGCCAUAUUGUGUAUGAGACAGGUGGGCCACAGAAUUCGUUACCACAUGGUGUGUUGGUAAGAGAGAAACAGCUACUUUAGGAGACACAGAAUGCAGAUGCAGGAGGUGGCUCUGAAAUGGAGCAAGGGAAGGGUGUGCAGGUGUGCGGCUUUUGAAUGUGUUGGAGCCUUGGGCAAGCAAGAAGGUGUCACAGAUGAGUAAUUUAGAUGCUUUGGAAGAAUCACUUUCAAAGGCUUCAAAUAAAGUGGUUUUAUUAAAAAUGUUGUAAAAGUAAGAUUUAACGUAAUUUGAUAACAAAGUUUACUCUGUUACUGCAGAGGAUAUGGUAAUGAUUCAAAGUUACCAAUACAAAAUCUAGUGGCACCAUAGUACAAGGCUGUGUGUGACACUGGUUGCUUACCAAAGACCUGCAGUUGAUCAGGGGACUCUCAGCCUCGAGGAGUAACAUUGAGGGCAUCCCAGCUCACAGGGAGAUCACUGCCAUACAGCCAGCUGAUUAGCACGAGAGCUAAAGAAAAGGCUCACUCAGGUCAUUUAUGGAAUAAAGUGUUUGGCUUGAAGUCAAAUUACCUUUGCUGGAGAAGGUAAACAUGAGAGUCUUGUACCUGCACCUUUCUUUGUUAAUUGAUAAAUGAGUCUUGGAAGAACCA
Catharus ustulatus (Swainson's thrush) is the source of this 3757-nucleotide messenger RNA. RefSeq names its product SET domain bifurcated histone lysine methyltransferase 2 (gene SETDB2). Gene Ontology annotation, cellular component: nucleus. Gene Ontology annotation, molecular function: DNA binding; zinc ion binding; protein binding. The transcript is spliced from 14 exons. Lineage: Eukaryota; Metazoa; Chordata; Aves; Passeriformes; Turdidae. The record is from RefSeq and is a predicted model, not a curated record. Gene Ontology annotation, biological process: heterochromatin organization; negative regulation of gene expression. The coding region runs from base 285 to 2453 and encodes 722 amino acids.